This is a messenger RNA of Microthlaspi erraticum, 1593 nucleotides long. The record is from the annotation of a GenBank genome assembly. Lineage: Eukaryota; Viridiplantae; Streptophyta; Magnoliopsida; Brassicales; Brassicaceae.
AUGCACUGGAUUAAUGGUCCAAUAUACUACAAAGGUUUUUACCAUCUCUUCUACCAAUACAACACCAAAAGUGCGGUUUGGGGUAAUAUUGUGUGGGCUCAUUCGGUUUCCAGAGACUUGGUUAAUUGGAAGGCUCUUGAACAUGCAAUUUAUCCCUCCAAAUGGUUCGACAUCAAAGGCACAUGGUCCGGUUCAAUAACAAUCGUACCGGGAAAAGGACCGGUUAUCUUGUAUACCGGUAUCAACCAAAACGAAACACAGUUGCAAAACUACGCAAUCCCAGCGGAUCCAUCAGACCCAUAUCUAAGGAAAUGGAUUAAACCGGAUGAUAACCCGAUUGUCACGCCAGAUUAUACCAUGAACGGUUCAGCAUUCCGCGACCCGACCACGGCCUGGUUCUCCAAAGACGGACACUGGCGAACCCUCGUGGGGUCAAAAAGAAAGGAUAGAGGAAUCGCUUAUAUCUACAGGAGCCGAGACUUCAAGAACUGGGUCAAAGCUAAGCACCCGGUUCACUCUAAAGCGUCAACCGGUAUGUGGGAGUGUCCUGAUUUUUUCCCGGUUUCCUUAACCGAUUUUCAAAACGGUUUGGACUUGGAUAGCAUCGGUCCAAACACCAAGCAUGUCUUGAAGGUUAGCUUGGACCUAACCCGGUACGAGUAUUACACGCUUGGCAAAUACGAUCAUAAGAAGGACCGGUACGUACCGGACGGUAAUUCACCCGACGGUUGGGACGGUUUAAGAUUCGAUUACGGUAAUUUCUACGCUUCCAAAACGUUCUUUGACUACAAAAAGAACAGACGAAUCUUGUGGGGUUGGGCCAAUGAAUCUGACACCGUUGAAGAUGACAUGUCCAAGGGUUGGGCUGGUGUUCAGGUAAUUCCAAGAACGGUGAUUCUUGACACAAACAAGAAGCAAUUAGUGUUUUGGCCUGUUGAAGAGAUAGAGUCAUUAAGAGGUAACUACAUCCGAAUGAACAACCUUAACAUCAAGCCAGGUCAACGGCUAGAAGUCAAAGGAAUCACUCCUGCUCAGGCAGACGUGGAAGUGACGUUCAACGUUGGAAGUCUAGAGAAAGCUGAGAGAUUCGACCCGAGCUUCACGUUCAAGCCGUUGGAUUUGUGUAAAAUAAAAGGCUCGAACGUGACCGGUGGUGUCGGACCAUUUGGUCUGAUCGCAUUAGCGACUCCUGAUAUGGAAGAGUACACUCCUGUCUUCUUUAGAGUCUUCAAAGACACUUCCACUAAUAAGCCUAAGGUUCUCAUGUGCUCCGAUGCUAGACCUUCGUCGUUAAAGCAAGACAGGGGUCCACUCCCAAAAGAUAAGAUGUAUAAACCACCGUUUGCUGGUUUUGUGGAUGUUGAUCUAUCUGGUGGAAGGAUCUCUUUAAGGAGUUUGAUUGAUCACUCGGUAAUAGAGAGCUUUGGAGCUUUAGGGAAGACAGUAAUAACGUCAAGAGUGUAUCCGGUGAAAGCAGUAAAAGGGAAUGCACAUUUGUAUGUGUUUAACAAUGGAACACAAAAUGUGAAUGUAGAGAGUCUUAAUGCUUGGAGCAUGGCGCGUCCUUUGCUGAUGAACAAUGGUGCUCUUUGA